Messenger RNA from Ochotona princeps (American pika), 3468 nucleotides. It is a transcript of the gene MRTFB, whose product is annotated as myocardin related transcription factor B. The transcript has 15 exons. NCBI's taxonomy places the organism in Eukaryota, Metazoa, Chordata, Mammalia, Lagomorpha, Ochotonidae. The coding region runs from base 174 to 3338 and encodes 1054 amino acids. The record is from RefSeq and is a predicted model, not a curated record. Gene Ontology annotation, biological process: smooth muscle cell differentiation.
GCUGGGGAGGAAGGCUGAUGGCGGCCUCCAGCAGCUGGCAGACGUGAUUGCCAGGUGGCAGGGGUGCUGUGAGGAGCUGCCCAGGAGCCACGGAGCGGGCUGCCUGGAGCUCUGCCUCUGCUCGGCCAGCGCUUUUCCUGCUUGAUGCCGCCUGUGUCCGCAAGGCUUUCACCAUGAUCGAUAGCUCCAAGAAGCAGCAGCAGGGCUUCCCAGAGAUCCUAACCGCUGGGGACUUCGAGCCGUUAAAAGAAAAGGAAUGCCUUGAGGGAAGCAACCAGAAAAGUCUCAAGGAAGUGCUCCAGCUAAGGCUACAGCAGAGGAGGACAAGAGAGCAGCUCGUGGACCAGGGCAUCAUGCCACCUUUGAAGAGCCCAGCGGCAUUCCAUGAACAGAUAAAAAGCUUGGAACGAGCCAGAACGGAAAACUUUCUGAAACACAAGAUCCGGAGUCGACCAGACCGCUCCGAACUUGUCAGGAUGCACAUUUUAGAAGAAACAUUUGCAGAGCCAUCGCUGCAGGCUACUCAGAUGAAGUUGAAAAGAGCUCGGCUAGCGGAUGACCUGAAUGAAAAGAUUGCUCAGAGACCUGGUCCCAUGGAGCUGGUGGAGAAAAACAUCCUGCCUGUGGACUCCAGUGUUAAGGAAGCGAUUAUAGGUGUCGGGAAGGAAGACUUCCCCCGCACUCAGGGUGAUUUCUCAUUUGAUGAAGACAGCAGCGACGCCUUGUCUCCGGACCAGCCGGCCAGCCAGGAGUCACAGGGGUCAGCUGCGUCCCCCAGUGAGCCAAAAGUUAACGACUCGCCAUCUUCUGUGACUGCAAACACGCCAGCCCAGUUUCCUUCAGCGUCGCAAGUAGUUCAUGAGUUCUUGAAGACGCCUCCUACUGCAGAUCAGCCUUCUGCCAGGUCCCCAGCUACUGUCCUCCCCACAAACACUGUGUCCGCAGUGAAGCCUGGCCCGACCCUGGUGAAGCAAAGCCACCCCAAGAAUCCAAAUGAUAAACAUCGUAGCAAAAAGUGCAAAGAUCCCAAACCCCGGGUCAAGAAGUUGAAGUACCACCAGUACAUACCUCCGGAUCAGAAAGGGGAGAAGAACGAGCCGCAGAUGGACUCCAACUACGCCCGCCUGCUGCAGCAGCAGCAACUCUUCCUGCAGCUGCAGAUCCUGAGCCAGCAGCAGCAGCACUACAACUACCAGACCAUCCUGCCUGCGCCCAUCAAAAACGACAAAAAUAACAACAGUGGGAAUUCAGCCUUGAACAGUUCCACGUCAAACACACCAAGACCAAACACAUCUGCUCCUGCGAGAAAGCCAGGACCCCUGCCUUCCAGCCUGGAUGACUUAAAGGUAUCAGAACUGAAGACAGAACUCAAAUUAAGGGGUUUGCCAGUGUCAGGCACCAAACCAGACCUCAUUGAACGCCUGAAGCCUUAUCAGGAAGUGAACAGCAGUGGUCUGGCUGCUGGCAGUGUUGUGGCAGGGUCAUCAUCGCCCAUCGUCACUGGUAACCCAGAAGUCACCACAACCUUGCCAGUUACAGCAAUGCAGAACACCGUGACCAGCACCACCAGGUCAGCGUUCAAGGCAGAACCGCCAUCUGCCGGAAGCAACCAUGUGGCACAGGCUGACGGGGUCCCCUCUCCGCUGCCCAUCUCACCCUCACCCUCCGAACAGUCCAGCCUCAGCACCGACGACACCAGCAUGGCCGACACCUUCCCUGAGAUCAUGGCCAUCAUGUCACCCUCGCAAUUCCUGCGGUCCUCUCCCCUGAGGGUGGCCAACAGUGAGGCGAGCCUGAGCCCCGCCAGCAGCACCCUUCCCAGCCCAGAGCUGGACGCUGCCGAGAAGGACCGCAAGCUCCGGGAGAAGGAGGAGCAGAUUGAGGAGCUCAAGAGGAAGCUGGAGCAAGAGCAGAAGCUCGUGGAAGUCCUGAAAAUGCAGCUGGAGGCGGAAAAGCGCAGCCAGCAGCAGCAGCGGCCCGUGGAGCCCCAGCCCGGUGCCCCGGCUCCGAGUGGCCACAGCUCGGACCAGAAAGCAGGCUGCAUCAGCCCCUCCAUCAAAGACGAGACCACACUCCCUGACUGCUCCAACUCCGGGGGCCAGGCCCUCGUUGCCAAAAAUGCAGUGGUCAUCAAGCAGGAGGCCCCCAUGGGCCAGGCGGAGCAGCAGAGCAUCGUCCCGCAGUUCUAUGUGAGCUCGCAGGGCCAGACAGCACCUGCUGUAGUUGCCCAGUCCCAGGCUUUGCUCACCACCCAGACUGCUCAGCUACUGCUUCCCGUGUCCAUCCAGGGCUCCAGCGUCACCUCCGUGCAGCUCCCAGUAGGCAGCCUCAAGCUCCAGAGCGCCCCACAAGGACUCCAGCCCCAGCCCCCCAUAGCGACCGCUGCCCAGGUCCCUCCUGCCGCCUUGUCCCCAGGCCUGACCGUGCCGCAGAAGCAAGACACUUUCCAGCAGCAUGUGCUCACUCCGCCGCAGCAAGCCAGAAAGGUUUUCACCAACUCGGCCCCUAACACAGUGCUUCCGUAUCAGAGACAGCCGGCGCCCGCCACACAGCCACCCUUCGUCAGUGCCCCCGCUCCCCUCCAGCCCAGAAACGCUGCGCCUCCAUCCUUGCAGAAUGGGCCACCCCCACCCACCAAGCCCAGCUCACCCCCUCCACCCCAGCAGUUUGUCGUCCAGCACUCCUUGUUCGGGAGCCCAGUCACCACGACAAAAGCCCCUCCCCGCUAUGAGGAGGCCAUCAAACAGACCCGCAAUGCCCACUCAGCCCUGCCAGAGGUUCCCAACGCCCACAGUCAGCACAUGGAUGACCUCUUUGACAUCCUCAUUAAAAGCGGAGAGAUUACUCUCCCUAUCAAAGAGGAGCCCUCUCCUAUUUCCAAAAUGAGACCAGUGACCGCCAGCAUCACCACCAUGCCCGUCAACACAGCAGUGUCCCGGCCACCGCCCCAGGUCCAGAUGGCACCCCCUGUCGCCCUGGAGCCCAUGAGCAGCUUAGAGAACCAACUAGAAGCUUUCCUGGAUGGAACUUUACCCUCACCCGGUGACAUUGCUCCACUGCAAAGCAAUGGCGAAGACCGAGAGCCCUUCUCCCUGAUCGAGGGCCUCCCUCCGGACCUGCUGAGUCACCCGAGUGUCUUGGACCACUCACACUCACCCAUGGAGACUUCCGAGAGCCAGUUUGCAGCGGGCACCCCCUGCCUGUCUCUCGACCUCUCAGACUCCACCUUGGACAACAUGGAGUGGUUGGACAUCACCAUGCCCGGCACAUCCUCGGGGCCAAGUAUGUUCUCUGCUGACUUUCUCGACCCACAAGACCUCCCGUUGCCGUGGGACUAAUGCCACAGGGUUCUUGUCUUGGGGCUCGCCGGGUUUUAGAACAGGAGGAAGAGGCUAACAGGUCGGCUUCUGGAGUUGGAGCCAUAGUUGCAUUGUUGCAAUUAAAAUACAUUGUCACAGAACAAAGGGA